AUGGCGGCGCCGACGGCGGCAUCCGUCGCGCCUCUGGUGAACACCGCCCCGCGUCUCCUCGCUCGUCGCGGGGCGAUCGCGCGGCCCGUCGCUCGCGGUCACGCGGUCCGCGCGAGCGUCGUCGGCGCCGGGGGAGAAAACGCGUCGGGACAGUUGGAAUCCACGACGCGUCGAGGAACGCCGCUCCCGCUCCCUUCCCACUUCGACCUGGACACCGCCGUCCUCCUCGGCGGAUUCGCGUUCGAGUCGUACUCCACCCCGGAGGGCGGCGUCGUCGAUGCCGACGUCAACGGGUGCAGCACCGCGUACCUCUCCGACUUCGUCCGCGAGGUGUACUCGGGGGUCCUGGAGGUGACGAUGGUGCGAGGGGAGAACCUCCCGCGGGGCGAUAAGCUCGGCCUCAGCGACCCGUACUGCGUCGUCUCAGUCGGCGGUGGGGGAUCCAGCGCGAGGACAAAGACCAAGCGGUUCACGCUGGACCCCAAGUGGGACGACGAGGCUCCGAUGCGACUGCUCGUCAGGCGGCCGUCAGACAAAAAGGCGGGGCUUCAUUCACAGACGUUGACUGUUCGAGUCCUCGACGAGGACGCGGGCAAAUCCGACGACCUCCUCGGCGUCGCCAGGCUGCCACUCGCGGACCUCAUCGACGGCAGCCUGGUCAAGAUCCCGCUCACGGGCGAGAUCGGGCUGGCGCGGGAGGAGGAGGUCACCGCAGAGCUGACGUCGGAGGGGGGCGGAAUCGGCGGCGGGAAGAUCGUCGCCAGGUUACGCUUCGUUCCCUUCAAUCCGAGGGCCGAUGAGGUGGUCGGGGAGGGGCUUCGACGCGCCGCGCGGAUCAUGGAGCGUAAGGGCGAGCGCGACGGGUCGGACUCGAUGAAGCUGGCGGCCAAGGCGGCCGGGGCGGUCGCCGGCGGGCUCGCCUUUGUCACGACGGAGUUAUCGCGGGGCGAGCGAGAGGGCGGGCUGUGGGCGGUGCGCCCCGACGGCGAGUGGGCCACGCUCGCGACGGAGAAACGUCUGAGGGUGCGGGGUAAGGAUGCGUCGCCUCACGAUUUCGAGAAGGUUUGCUUCGUCGAGUCCGUCAGGACGGACACGCAGGCGGCGGUGUGGCGGUGCGUCGCGGACAGAACGGUGGUAGUCUCAUUCCGGGGAACGGAGAUGUCGAAACCCUUGGACGUCCUGACCGACGUCAACCUCGCUCCCGCGGCGUUCUCGCCGGAGAGGGUGGAGGUGGAAGGGGAGGACGAGCCGAGGGUGCACGGGGGUUUCCUGGCGGCGUACGAUAGCGUCAAGCGAAGGAUCCUCGGAGCGGUGGACGACGUCGUCGGCGCCGGUUCCGGUUCCGGAAAAGUGGACUCGGCGGACGAAGGGGAGCGCGCGCUUCGAUCGAACGGGGGGAACGACGACAGGUGGCACGUGUUCGUGACCGGUCACAGCCUGGGCGGCGCGCUGUGCACGCUGCUCGCGGCGGACCUCGGCGCGAGCGUCAAGAGCGGGUCGAGAAAUUUCACCGUCACCGCGAUCAACUUCGGGUCACCGCGCGUGGGAAACCGCGCGUUCGUGGCGAUGUACAACGACCUGGUGCCCGACAGCGUUCGCGUGGUGAACGGCGACGACCUCGUGCCCACGCUUCCGGCGCUGCUCGGAUACAGACACGUCGAUCACGGCGUUCGCAUCGACACGGACGGGGGACUGGCCGGGUGCUCGGACACGUUUUUGGCCGCCGCCGAAGACGAGGACGUUCAGAGUCGGAGCGUGACGGGAGAUCUAUCGGAGACGCGCGAGGACGACGGCGGCGGGUGGGCGGGGCGCGCGGCACUCGCGGCGGCGAUGCGCGGGGACGUCACCGCGGCGGCGGAGAGCGUGAGGUUGGAGAUUCAGACCAAGGGCGCGGGCAAGAUUGUCGAACUCGCCGAGUUGCUCGGCGUGGGUACUUUCCUCGGGGUGGACGAGGAGACCGCGGCGGACGCGGCGAACGCGCUCGCGACGCUGGUGAGCGCCUCGGCGGUGGGGGACCACUUCGAGGAUAAGUACUACGCCGCGCUCCGGGACGCGGCGGGGAGGCGGACGUGA
Messenger RNA from Micromonas commoda, 2073 nucleotides. RefSeq lists its product with no specific name. Gene Ontology annotation, biological process: lipid metabolic process. Bases 1 to 2073 code for a protein of 690 amino acids. The transcript has a single exon. Lineage: Eukaryota; Viridiplantae; Chlorophyta; Mamiellophyceae; Mamiellales; Mamiellaceae. The record is from RefSeq and is a predicted model, not a curated record.